This is a messenger RNA of Amyelois transitella, 4416 nucleotides long. RefSeq names its product zinc finger protein ZFP2. The coding region runs from base 255 to 2303 and encodes 682 amino acids. Gene Ontology annotation, cellular component: nucleus. Gene Ontology annotation, biological process: regulation of transcription by RNA polymerase II. The transcript has 7 exons. Lineage: Eukaryota; Metazoa; Arthropoda; Insecta; Lepidoptera; Pyralidae. Gene Ontology annotation, molecular function: DNA-binding transcription factor activity, RNA polymerase II-specific; RNA polymerase II cis-regulatory region sequence-specific DNA binding. The record is from RefSeq and is a predicted model, not a curated record.
GCGGACUGAAUGCGGCGUUCUGUCGCCGAUUCGGUUUAUAAAAUAGCCGAUUUUAGUAAAUAAUUCGUCGUUUUUAUUAAUGCUUAUGACACAUCAUGUAAAUACAAUAUCCAUUAUGUUAUUUAUCACAAAAUUUUCAACAGUUUAAGCGUGGGUUUUAUUGUACAGUGUUUCGCGUGUGUCAAGUGAAUCUGUAAUGGUCUCCGUUAGCUCUUUGUUUUAGUGAAUAAAUCUAGUGUUUAAAAGUUAUUAAAAUGGAAUAUCGGACUGCUAUAUGUAGGCUUUGCCUAGUUACAGACGAACAUAUGUUUGCUAUUGGUGGAACUCCACUACAAAUUGUGUAUGAGAAGCUUACGAAUAUUCAGUUCCUUGAUGAAGCCAAGCCGGUGGUGGCGUGUCAGAUAUGUCACGCGCAACUCAAGAAGUCGUGGAAGUUGAUGGUCACGUCUCUAAAAGCAGACAAUGUAUUCACAGAUUACUUGAAGAACAAUACAAUGAUCGACGUGAAAUCCUUCUCGCUGCUCGACCGGCGGGCGUACAACCUCGGCUACCCAAUGGUGACAACGUUGGUGGAGAUCACAGACCGCCCCCCCGAGGAGUUCAAGCUGGAGGUGAAGAAGGAGUCGGAGCUUACAUCCUUACUUGUUCCAGAUUUCCCCGGCCUCAAUGAGUCCGUCGUGCUGAUUGAGAGCAAAACGGAUGUGAACGCACCAAACGUAGAGUUGGACUUUAUGAAGGAGGAAGUGGAGUGGUUGUCGGAAACGGGCCCGGACGCGGCUAAAUUGGACAGUGACUCCGAAGACGAUAUACCGGUGACUCGUCUGAAGCGUACUACUACGAAGCGGUCGCAGACCAAACGUACCACGUCGAAGAAGUCGAGCACGAAGCGAACCAACAAGCGGACGCCGGCCAAGCGUCAACCUAAAGCGGUCACGUUCAUAGAGCCGCCCAAAGAGGACGAAGACAUGAAAGAAACUGAAAACAAAGAGGAACCCGAUGACAUCAGUCAUCAUCAAGAGGACAACGAUGAUGACUCCGACUAUGAACCACCACCAGUGAAGGAGGACAGCGAUGAGGAGCCCGAGAAGCCUGCGGAGACCAAGCAGAGGAAACGUGUUCCCUCGACAUCGGUAGCGAUAACGCAACAACUAGAAGAAACAACAACAGCAAACAAACGACUUAAGUCACUAGAAUGCGUAAGGCUAGAGAACGGGCGUUAUUACGAAUGUCAGUUUUGUCAAAAGAGAAUUGUCGAGGAGAAAAAAAUGCGUAAACACUUGCGCGAACACAAACCUUUCGAAUGUGCCGUUUGUAAUAAGAAAUUCUUUAGGAAGACUUACUUGCAAAAACAUUUCGUGUCGCAUACAGGCGUGAAAGCGUACGAGUGUAACGUGUGCAAUCGUAAAUUUAGUCAUAAGAGCACUUUGAAUAUACAUCAGAAAAUACAUUCGGGCGAGAAACCUCACGAGUGUCACGUUUGCCACCACAGAUUUUUGACGAAAGGCAACUUGACCAAACAUCUCACGCGACACACCGGCGAGAAACCUUACGAGUGCGAGGUGUGCCAUCGUAGGUUUAGAGAGAAACAUCCGUUCACAGUACACAUGAGAACGCACACUGGUGAGAAACAUCACCUGUGCAAUUUCUGCGGCAAGAAAUUCGGUGGCAAUAAUCAACUGCAGAGACAUCUGCUCAAACACACGGGCAUAGAGUACAAAUGUACUCUAUGCCCGCGCAGGUUCUACGUAAAGCGGACUUUCGAGACGCACUUGAAAUCGCACAGUAUGGAAAAACCACACAAAUGUACGGUCUGUCAGCGCGGAUUUAACAUUAAACAACAUUUGGAAGCGCACGUUAGAACUCACACCGGUGAGAAACCGUUUGAGUGUAACAUUUGUCAGUACAGGUGUUCCACUAAGGGCAAUUUGACGAUACAUUUGAGAAAACACACGGGCGGUAAGCCGUUUGAAUGUCACAUUUGUCACCUUCGAUUUACACAAAAGGGCAAUUUGAAGAAUCAUCUGACUAUUCACACCGGUGAGAAACCUUACGAAUGCGAGUAUUGCCAUCGUAGGUUUAGGGAGAAACAUCCGUUUACGCUUCAUAUUAGGACGCAUACGGGCGAGAAACCUUUCCAAUGUAACGUUUGCUAUUUGAGUUUCAGCGCGAACAACCAAUUGAAAAGGCAUAUGAUGAAACACACUGACGCUUGUGACGUGUGUCACCGACGUUUUGUUUCCAAGCAAACACUAGAAAUACACUUGAAAACACAUAUUAGAGGCGGUGAUGCGUUAGUUAUUUAAACUUUAUGUAAACCUUUCGUGAGUGUGAAGUGAAAAACGGAAUGAAAUAGUUUUUUCAAGGUCUAAUCUCAAAUAUUGUUAUUAUUCAAUAGAGUAAUACUGAUAUGCCUGCGAAAUAUUAGAUUUACAUUAAGCUAUUAGAUAAUAUAGAUUUAGUAUUUAGAAGUAAUGUAUGGCGCGAAUAAUAAUUUAGUUCGUUUAAGGAAAUACAACAUGUUGACUGCGGUCUAUGAGCGAUGUACAAUUUUUAUCCUGAUAUUCAUUACAAAUUAUUGAUUUUUUAUUUAAAAAUAAAAUAAUACUCGUGUAGAUAUCAAAUAUUUAUUUAUUAUGAGUUCGAUGAAUUAGGACUAUUUAUACAUGAGAUAUCGUUUCCCCAAAUAUCUUAUAUAUAAAUCACUGUACUUGAGCGAUGUACUAGAAAUUUUUGAGUAAUAAUAAAAUAUUAUCGUCGGCAAAAUUGCUAAUGUCAUAAGUUUUAAAUCUUUUCUGUUAACAUGACGAUAACUUGAUUCGGUUUUUACAGACUUUCUUUGCAUGUUUGCCUAGUAUAUGUUUUAUUAUAAUUUCUCAUCUAUAACCAUUAUUCCAGAAACAUUUAAAUGUUACAUACAUACAUACAUACAUAAACUCACGCCUCUUUCCCGGAGGGGUAGGCAGAGAAUACCUCUUUCCACUUGCCACGAUCCCUGCAUACUUCCUUUGCUUCAUCCACAUUCAUAACUCUCUUCAUGCAAGCUCGGCGGUUUCGGGCACUUUUGACCUGACCCUUCACCAGGACGUCCUUAAUUUGAUCAAGAUAUGUUCGUCUAGGUCUUCCCACCCCGACCUUUCCCUCCACACUCUCCUUGUAUAUCUGCUUAGUCAACCUGUUUUCAUUCAUCCUCUCCACAUGACCGAACCAUCUCAACAUACCCUUUUCUAUUCCUGUAACUACAUCUUCUUUCACAUCACAACAUUCCCUUAUCACGCUGUUCCUUAUCCGGUCACUCAAUUUCACACCCAACAUACUCCUUAACGCUCUCAUUUCCACUGCAUUUAUUCUGCUUUCGUGCUUCUUUUGCCAUACCCAACUUUCACUCCCAUACAUUAAUGUCGGGACCAACACGCCCCUGUGCACAGCCAGUCGAGCCUUUUUGGAUAGUUUCUGACUGCUCAUAAAGGCAUGCAAAGCUCCAUUCACCAUGUUCCCCGCGUUCACUCUCCUUUCAAUAUCACUAUCACACUUGCCAUCUGAUGUAAACUUUGAUCCUAGAUAUACAAACUCUUUCACUUGCUCAACUUUUUCUCCUCCAAUCAAAAUAUUACAUGCUGUCAUUUCUUUCUCCAUUUCAAAAACCAGUGGUUUAGUUUUACUUACGUUCACUUUCAUUCCUUUCUCUUUUAAAGCUUCAUGCAUACAGUUUACCAUCUCCUGUAACUCCUCCGCUGAUGACGCCAGUAUAACCUGAACAUUUAAAUGUUCAAUGCUUAAUUCAGCAUAAUGUGUUAUUUACUUAUGUUUAUACCAAGCUUAUUUAAUAAAAAAAAUUAAUGAAUUUAUAUCGAUCUGAUAGCAAUUUAUAAAGUUUUUAAUUCGAAGAUAAAAAGUGUAAUUUUUAAAAUUAUUUUGAAUUUUACCAAAUAUUUUUUUGUCUGUUUGUAAUAUCUUUAUUGGAUACAUACAUACAUAUAAUCAUGUAUAUAUACCUUGCGGGGUAGACAGAACCAACAGUCAUCAAAAGACUAAAGGGCCUCGUUCAGCUGUUUGGCUUUAUGCUUAAAUUGAGAUUCAAAUAGUGACAGGUUGCUAGCCCAUCGCCUAAAAGUAGAAUCCCAGGUAUAACCCUAUCCCUUAGUCGCCUAUUACGACAUCCAUGGGAAAGAGAUGGAGUGAUCCUAUUAUUUUUUCUAUUGGAGCCGGGAACCACACGAUAUCUUUAUUAUAUAUACGAAAACACAAAAAUAAAGUAAAUUGGUAAUACAAUAUACAAAGGCGGACUUAUCUAUCUUUUUUAUUAAAACUUGGCCGAACAUUAUACAAAAUUGUAUGUUCUUCAUUUGUAUUUUUAUGAUUAAGUUUUAUAUUCUACGUAAAUAAAUUGAAAUGCCAGUAAUUUAGUGUUUUUUUUUU